Lentinula edodes (shiitake mushroom) is the source of this 1821-nucleotide messenger RNA. RefSeq names its product cytochrome P450. The record is from RefSeq and is a predicted model, not a curated record. NCBI's taxonomy places the organism in Eukaryota, Fungi, Basidiomycota, Agaricomycetes, Agaricales, Omphalotaceae. Gene Ontology annotation, molecular function: oxidoreductase activity, acting on paired donors, with incorporation or reduction of molecular oxygen; iron ion binding; monooxygenase activity. The transcript is spliced from 17 exons. The coding region runs from base 1 to 1821 and encodes 606 amino acids.
AUGUUUUCCAACGUACCUCCAGGAAUAUCAUUCCUCAUCAAACGAUUCCCCCAGCUUAUUCUUCCUCCUAUAGUUGUUUUCACAGCAUUAUCAACAUAUCGUUCCUACGUUGACCGCAACGUGCCAUCGGGAUGGCUCUUGUACAUGCUCUCAUAUCCGCUGGCCUUGUCUGUUGGCAUUGCGUAUUCAGCAAUUUUGAAGCGUGUGGUAGCAGCUCGUAUGGGAGCAGCUCUGCUACCGGAGCCUCCUUUCAUGGAGGACCCCACACCUGGCGGGCUGUUAUUCCUCUACGGGAUAAUGAAAGAGUCCAAAGAUGGUUACAUAGGUCAGGCAGUGACAAAUCGACUUCGUUCGACUGGGCCUACGUUCAAUUUGAGGAUAUUCUUUGAGGAUCGGCUUGUCACGUCAGAACCUAGUCAUAUAAAGUCCCUUUUAGCCACUCAGUUCGAGGAUUUCGAGAAGGGUCAAGAUACUCUCACAACUUUGAACUCACUAUUGGGAACGGGGGUGUUCGCCAACGAUGGGGACCUUUGGAAGUUUCAUCGUAGCAUCACCCGCCCAUUUUUCAGUCGUGACAGAAUCACCGACUUUGAUAUCUUUGAUCGGCAUGCCGACGAAGCGAUUCGUAAAAUGAAGGCGCGUUUUAAGGAAGGAUAUGCUGCCGACUUUCAGGACGUCGUAUCCCGGUUCACGAUUGAUUCUGCGACCGAGUUUUUGUUUGGGCAUGAUAUUGGCACACUAUCUGAUCCUCUUCCGUACCCGUUCUUCCAUCCCUCGCAUUCGGUCUCUAACGACUCCGCAUCUCCAUUUACACAGACUUUCAGCGCUCGCUUCUCACGUUCGUUCAACGAAGCUCAAACAGCUACGGCCGUUCGUAUUCGCUUUGGUGAUAUGUGGCCAUUGAGAGAGAUUUGGAAGGACAUUCCAAAGGAGAUGAUGAAGGUUGUGCACGGGUUCUUGGAUCCUAUCAUACAGCAAGGUGUUCAAAGAUCAAAGUUGACUCAAGAGAGUAAAGCCGCUGCGCUAGAGAUGGGGCAAGAAGAGGGCGAAACAGUGUUGGACCAUUUGAUCAAGCAUACUGAUGACCCUAUCAUCUUGCGCGACGAAAUAAUGAACCUCGCUGUGGCCGGUCGAGACACGACCGCAAGUUUACUAACUUUCACCGCCUACAUGCUGUCUCAACACCCUGAGAUUCUACGCAAGCUCCGCAGCGAAAUACUGGCUAUUGUUGGACCAAACAGGCGACCCACAUACGAUGAUUUCAGAGAUAUGAAGUAUCUUCGAGCUGUCUUGAACGAGACGCUGAGAUUAUAUCCUCCUGUGCCGUUCAAUAUGAGACAAUCGAAUAAACACACGACGUUGCCACCUAUCAACCCAGGUGACAAGCCAUUUUUUAUCCCUGCUGGGACUAGGUGUAUCUAUAGUGUGUUCGUCAUGCAACGUCGUACCGACUUGUGGGGUCCAGAUGCUCUGAAAUUUGAUCCAGACCGCUUCCUGGAUGAGAGGGUCCACAAGUACCUCACUCCAAACCCCUUUAUCUUUCUCCCAUUCAAUGCUGGACCACGUAUCUGUUUAGGACAACAGGCAAGUUUUGCAUACAACGAAACCUCGUUCUUCCUUGUCCGACUUCUGCAAAACUUCUCGGAUAUUGAGCUUUCAGAAACAAGCCAACCUCCGGAUUCUCGCCCUCCUGCUAGCUGGAAGAAGGAAGGAGAGAUCAAGGCAAUUGAAAAGGUGAAACUCAAGACACAUCUGACAAUGUAUGUCGCGGAGGGAUUGUGGCUGAAGAUGGGCGAGGCUUGCGCUGUCGAAGAUGUUUGA